Messenger RNA from Penicillium waksmanii, 1335 nucleotides. Its product is annotated as serine/threonine-protein kinase. The transcript has 3 exons. The coding region runs from base 1 to 1335 and encodes 444 amino acids. Gene Ontology annotation, biological process: protein phosphorylation. NCBI's taxonomy places the organism in Eukaryota, Fungi, Ascomycota, Eurotiomycetes, Eurotiales, Aspergillaceae. The record is from RefSeq and is a predicted model, not a curated record. Gene Ontology annotation, molecular function: protein kinase activity; ATP binding.
AUGACUAAGAUACAGAGCAUCAACAAUUUGAUUCAGCAGAGAAAAGAAACGCGGCUGGUUGAAUCUCACAACGAUCUCGCGCCCAAUGUUUCCACAGUUCACGCCGAGCAUUCAACAAAUCCCACUGGCGAACUCUCUUUCGCCACUAAAGCGGCCGACUCUGAUGAACCAAAGAACGCCCAAGCAGCAACGCAGGAAACUUCAAAUCAAAUUCGACAGGAACGAUCCGUGGAAAUCGAUCGCUCAGUGGCAGCUGAAAUAGUGAACCGGUCCAAGAUGCCCCAAUAUCCAGGCCUCGACCGUUGGAUCCUAGUGGAAAAAUUGGGAUACGGUGCAUUCAGCAAUGUAUAUCGCGCGCGAGAUUCAACAACGGAGUUUGGCGAAGUGGCAAUUAAAGUAUUGAGAUCAUUCCAGAUGGACAUUAAUCAGCGCGCCAAGAUUCUCAACGAGGUCCAGAUAAUGCGCAACAUCGACCAUCCCAACAUAGUUAAGUUGAUCGACUUCUUCAAAAGCCAACAAUUUUGCUACAUCAUUCUCGAACUGUGCACUGGAGGAGAAUUGCUUCCUCAAAUAGUGCGAUUGACCUAUUUCAGCGAGGACCUCAGCAAGCAUGUAAUUGUACAGGUUGCCAAAGCCAUCGAAUACCUCCACGAGACGUCAGGUGUCGUUCACCGUGAUAUAAAACCUGAAAACAUUCUUUUCCUCCCGGCUCCUUUCACUCCGAGCAAGAAUCCGAAACCUCAGCAGCCCGGCGAUGAGGACAAGGAAGAUGAAGGCGAGUUCACUUCAAACUUCGGCUCAGGUGGUAUCGGAGAAAUCAAGAUCGCCGACUUUGGUCUUUCGAAAGUUAUCUGGGACACUCGAACUAGGACCCCUUGUGGAACUGUCGGUUACACUGCACCUGAGAUCGUCAACGAUGAGCAGUAUUCAAAGGGUGUAGAUAUGUGGGCAAUGGGAUGCGUUCUCUACACUUUGCUUUGUGGAUUCCCUCCGUUUCGUGAUGAGAGCAUCCAGAUACUCACCAAAAGGAUAGUCUGCGGCCAGUUCAUUUUCCUGUCGCCUUGGUGGGACCAUAUCUCAAAGUCAGCCCAGGACUUGGUUUCUCAUCUGUUAGUUGUUGAUCCUAAGAAGCGGUACAACAUCAAGGAGUUUAUGGAACACCCAUGGAUCCGUCAAGCUGACGAAGAAACCAUUUUCACUGUCGGCCUGUCCCCACUGGACCAGCGUUAUGGACCAAUGAGUCAAACUUACCCGCAACCGCUCAAAGACGUCGUUGCUGAUCAAGGUCCAUGCCAGCCUGUUAGCGCCCACAUAUUGAGUGUUCCUUCAACAUAA